Messenger RNA from Stegodyphus dumicola, 973 nucleotides. RefSeq names its product E3 SUMO-protein ligase ZBED1-like. The record is from RefSeq and is a predicted model, not a curated record. NCBI's taxonomy places the organism in Eukaryota, Metazoa, Arthropoda, Arachnida, Araneae, Eresidae. Gene Ontology annotation, molecular function: protein dimerization activity.
CUCAACAACAAAUAAACAUAUAGAAAAACACAGGUCAACUUACGAAACCAUGAUUUCAUGCUCCAUGUCGGAUAUAAUAGUUCAAGAAACUCCUGUGGCAUCAACAUCAACAGCAAGUACUGAACAUAUUAAUCAUUCAAUAGAACUGAUAUCUCAAACAAAUUUAAAACAAACGACGCUGAGUACUUUCCUUAAACGCCCCGUAAGUGUAGUACGGGAAAAAAAAAUAAAUGACUUAAUUUUUAAUAUGAUAGUCAAAGACCUACAGCCUUUUUCUGUCGUUGAAGAUACUGGUUUUAAAGAGCUAAUUAAUUAUUUAGAACCUGGUUACAAAUUACCUUCAAGGUACACAUUUAGUAAUACCUUCCUGGACGCUCAGUACCUUGAAGUCCAAAGCAGAUUAAAAAGAAGAUUGCAGAGUGCAAACUUUGUAUCAAUUACGACCGAUGCUUGGACUUCGCGAGCAGCGACUUCACAUCAGGCCGUUACUGCCCAUUAUAUAUUAAAUUGGGAGCUGAAGUAUGCACUAUUGGGCUGUUUUGAAUGUCAUGAGCGACAUACAGCCGAAUAUAUAAAGAAGGAAUUAUGUAACUUGCUGUCCCAUUGGAAUUUACAAAAUAAAAUAUUUGUCUGCGUAACAGACAAUGCAGCAAAUAUGAAAGCAGCCAUACGGUUGGCCAAUUUUGAACAUUUGCCUUGUGUCGCGCAUACGCUUAAUUUAAUUGUGCGUGCGGGACUUCAGGGCGCUGAACUAGAUUGCCUCAUAAAAAAAAUAAAAAAACCAUCGUGGAGCAUUUUCACAGAAGUCCGUUGGCAACGAAAAAAUUUGCUGAGGUGCAAAAGCAGCUGAGGCCUGGCGAAAAGCCUCUUAAAUUAAAAAUGGACAUAGUGACCAGAUGGAACAGCACCCUGGAUAUGCUAGAAAGAAUGUGUAUCCUUCAGGAGCCUCUAGAAGCGGCCCUUGGACUCCUAC